CCUCCUGCUGACGAAGAUCAUGUUGUAUGACUGAAAACUUCGGAAGAGAUACUAAAUGGCCCCUUGAGGAGUCCUGGCCUGCGUACAAGACUGAACUGAAACCUAAGUGCGUCCCUCCUUUGAAUGAGCCCUCAGGGUCUGACUCACCAGUUACAGUACCAGACUCCGUGUCAACUGUACGGAAAUCUGAACUUUGGGCGGAUUGUUUUUGCAACCAGUUCACUUCCCUCUUUUAGGAUACUACGGCUCUGUGCCCGUGUAGCAAGUGGCAUGCUACUCCCCGAGGUGAACUUUUAAGUGAACUUUUUCAGUUGUUUUUUUUUCCCCCCUCCGUCGUCAUGGGCGACUCGGACGCGGUCGGGGCCUAUUCGACUCGCAGGAGAAGGGCGACUUUGGCGGCGGGGAGAGCCGGGAGUCCGCAGCCGAUGAAUGGGAAGUCCGCCGCGGCGUGUCAGAGCUCACUAGCCGCUGGCAUUAGCGCUGACAAUGGCCCGGAGAAAACCCGUGAGCGUUCGCUGGAGACAGCCUGGUCUCAAUCAAAGAGUGAGAAAAAGAAACGCGGGAAUGACAUCGGCGACAGGCUGAGCUGUCACAAGACACAGGAGUCCCUGUUGAGCUCAGCCAGUGGUUACAAUAACUACAGAGGAAUCCUCAAUUGGUGUGUGGUGAUGCUGGUGCUGAGUAAUGCUCGCCUCUUCUUAGAAAACCUGUUAAGGUAUGGCGUGCUGGUGGACCCUAUUCAGGUGAUUUCCUUGUUUCUGAAUGAUCCCUACAGCUGGCCAGCGGCAUGCCUGAUGAUUGUGUCCAACGUGUUCAUUCUAGUGGCUCUCUACACAGAAAGGCAGCUGUCGAAGGGUUCAUUCAGUGAACUUGUGGGAUUUCUGGUCCAUUGCAUUAACAUGGUAAUCAUGCUAACAUUCCCUGCUGCAGUGGUGCUGUUGGUCCCCUCCAUGACCCCAGUUGGUGGUGCGUUCGUACUUGGUAUUUACACUAUUCUCUUCCUAAAGAUGUACUCCUAUAAGGACGUCAACAUGUGGUGCAGAGAGUUGAGCACUGCCAAGGCCAAGAAACUGGCCAGGUCACUUUCUUGUCCCUCAGCACAGCAUUUCAAGGGAGGUGACCGUAAGGUGUGUUAUCCUGGCAACCUCACCAUCAGAGACAUGUACUACUUUGUCUUUGCUCCGACUCUGUGCUACGAGCUCAACUUCCCUCGCUCUCCUAAGAUUCGCAUGAGUUUCCUGCUGCGGAGGCUGUUUGAAAUGCUUUUCUUCAUUCAGCUGUUAGUUGGUCUCACUCAACAGUGGAUGAUUCCCAUCAUUCAAAGCUCCAUGAAACCACUAGAGGACAUGGACCUGUCCAGAAUGACUGAGAGACUCUUACGAUUAGCUGUUCCUAAUCACUUGCUGUGGCUAAUAUUUUUCUACUGGUUCUUCCACUCGUCUAUGAACUUCACUGCUGAGCUGCUGCGCUUUGGUGACAGACAGUUUUACAAGGACUGGUGGAACUCUGAGACGGUGACAUAUUUCUGGCAGAACUGGAACAUCCCUGUACACAAGUGGUGUCUACGCCACUUUUACAAGCCGCUGCUGAGGAACGGAUUUAGUAAAAUAGUGAGCCAAUCAGCUGUCUUCUUCUUGUCGGCUUUCUUCCACGAGUACCUGGUGAGUGUUCCUCUCAGGAUGUUCAGACUUUGGGCCUUCACGGGCAUGAUGGCACAGCUUCCACUCGCCUGGUUUGUUGGUCGCUUCUUGCGUGGUAACCACGGGAACGCUGCAGUUUGGAUGUCCCUCAUCAUCGGUCAGCCAUUCGCCGUCCUGAUGUACGUCCAUGACUAUUACGUCCUGCACCACAGACAGGAGACAGACUGAUUCACAGACUUACCUGAAACAGACAGGAUUUGUUCUUGAAACCAAAAGACACAGAGAGCCAGAAGAGAGAGAGUUGGAUUUUCACAACUUUCAGGCAUUUGUUAAACAGUAGCUGACAAAUGUAUGCAAAAAUGUAUCCAUUCACAGUAUCAAUGGACGUACUGUAAAUUAAAGUAACAAGUUUUUUUUACAUGAUAGUAAAAUGUGACUGCAACGAAAGGGUGCAAAUCUUACCUGGAAAGGAAAAGAAAAAGUGUAUUCUGAAGUAUUUAAUUGGUCUUUUUUUUUUAUUUAAAAUUGUCUGUCAAGACCCAUACAUGAGAUUUAAAACAGCAGUAGUGCUACACUUCUGAGCUCGAAAUGAUGCAUAGUAUUUCAAAUAGUGAAGAGAAGUGAGUUGAAGAACUUUGAAUGGGCUGGGGUCUUCUUUGAACAGGUUCAUCAGUUCAGAUGUUUUGCUGUGUUUUGGUGUGAUAAACUGUAACCUCCCAGUUGCCCCUCCCAUUUGCCCAGUUCAGUCAGUUACAGGUACAAGGCAGCAGCAGUAAGAGCAUUCACUCAUUUCCUCACUGUGUGGCAAGUUAUCACCCAUCUCUGAUCACCUGAUGGGAAUCUCCGACCUAUAUACAGGUACGUAGGUUACAAAUAUGUGAGAGGUUUUACCAAAACUUAAUGGAACUGUGUUGUUUACUGUCUUUCCUCAGUCUUCAUUAUUCGUUUAGAUUCAAAUUCAUGAGCAGCAGGAGACUGAGUAUUGAAUUCACUAGUCUACAGUCUACCUCAAGGGAUUUUCAGCAGAGAUUUAAGAUUGAACUGAAGAAAGUGAAAGUUGCCUUUUAGAAUAUGCAACUGGUCCUUGUUUCAGUCUGUAUUGUCGCUAAACUGACACUUUUGAGUCAGACCCCUAUUUUUUGCCUACCUUUACCAGUAAAUCUACAGGCCCAGGUCAUAGGGGAGGCAACUGCGGGUACACAGUUUGUGGGGCUUUAAAAAUAAGACUUGUGGCAAGUCAGAUCAUAUUUACCAAGUCUGAACCCCAGGCAAGAAGAACUUCCACUGUAUCAGACAGAACUGCUAAGAAAAAUACAACUCCCUAGGUGCUGUAAUAUCCUAAUUGAGACUACAAUAGAUUCUUCUCAAACUGCCAAUAACCUUGGUGUGACUGUAGAAAAGCCAGC
This is a messenger RNA of Xiphias gladius (swordfish), 3046 nucleotides long. RefSeq names its product diacylglycerol O-acyltransferase 1b (gene dgat1b). NCBI's taxonomy places the organism in Eukaryota, Metazoa, Chordata, Actinopteri, Istiophoriformes, Xiphiidae. The record is from RefSeq and is a predicted model, not a curated record. The transcript has 19 exons. Gene Ontology annotation, biological process: triglyceride biosynthetic process. Gene Ontology annotation, cellular component: endoplasmic reticulum membrane. The coding region runs from base 339 to 1868 and encodes 509 amino acids. Gene Ontology annotation, molecular function: diacylglycerol O-acyltransferase activity.